Molecule: messenger RNA, 2010 nt
Organism: Antechinus flavipes (yellow-footed antechinus)
Lineage: Eukaryota; Metazoa; Chordata; Mammalia; Dasyuromorphia; Dasyuridae
Gene: SRARP
Product: steroid receptor associated and regulated protein
Exons: 3
Coding region: 290-772 (160 amino acids)
Biological process (GO): positive regulation of intracellular estrogen receptor signaling pathway
Cellular component (GO): cytoplasm; nucleus
Molecular function (GO): nuclear estrogen receptor binding
Source: RefSeq, a predicted model, not a curated record
AAACUUAGUGAUGAAAGAAAUCCCCCAACAGCCUCUCACCAGUUCCUGCCGCUCUGUCUGGCCGGACUCUGCUGGGGCUUUUACAUCUAAUCCCAGGGCUGAGCUGGGUCACUGGGGGCAGGGAGGAUGGGAGAGAGAGGGAGGAAGGGAGGCUGCCUCCCACCUGCCAGAGACUGUAUAAAUACAGGGGUGGAGAGAGCAAUCUUCCCAGAAGACCCAGGCUUUCUUCUGGGACAGAGCAGAACAGGACAGCAGCCUGUAGCCAGAUCUGAGACCACAGCCCCAAACCAUGUACUUAAAAUCCCACCUGGAGGAUGGUGCAGGAAAGAGCCAGCAGCAUAAGGAUCUCCUUGGAAAGAUGCCCAAGAGAUAUGGCGAUGGGGAGCUAGCUUGGAACUGGAAUGCCAAAGGCAGGGCACACCCAACCUUCCUUAUUGACUGUGCCAGUGGGAAGCCUCUGCCUCAGCCCGUGCCAUCCCCACCCCCUCCCCAAAGGCCCCAUUUGGGACCCAUCCCUCCUCCCAUGGAAACCUACAUCCUGUUCUGCUGGGACCUGCCCAGGCCUCCUUGGGACCUCUCCCAACGUGGAGAAGAUGAAGCAGAAUCCAGCAAACCCCUGAGCGAGGUCACCCAGAGCCUGGCUCCCAGCCCAGUCAGCCAGUCCAAGUCCAAGGCAAUGCCCUCCAAGUCCUUCUUAACGCUAAGGGCUUGGGACACAGUCAAGGGCUCCCUGAAGGCAUUCUGUUCCUGCAUCUGUGGGCAAGAGAAUUAAAAUUGAGUGUGUGGCAAUUUAGUGCAGCACACAUUUAUUGAGUGCCUACUGUGUGCGUGAUCCUGGGUUUGACUCUAGGAAGAUAAACAUAAAAAGGGAAAUCCUCAAGGAGCUUAUGAUCUAAAAAUCAAAUACAAUAACUAUUAACAAGCAUUUAUUUUUUUAAAUAAAUUUUUAUUGUUAUCUUUUAUUUUUACAUUGUCUAAGUUUCUCUCAGUACUCCUUGCCCUCCCCAUCCCAUAUAACAUAGAAUAUUUUUUAAGGAAAAAGAGAAAUGAAAGAAAAAGAAAAAAAAGCCAAAUUUAAUGCAUUAAAAGUCAGAACAUUGAUUCAGUGGUCCACACUGAUGUGAUCCCUCACCUCUGCAAAGGGAUAGGGUGGGAGUGUCUUGUCCUAGUUCUUGGAAGCCAUGAUUGCUCUUUGAAAUUUCCAAACAUUCACUUUGAUUUGUGGUUUGGGCCACCCACUUCAUUUACACCAUUGUAGUCAUUGGGUAUAUAUAUUGUUUUCUUGACUAUUUUGGUUUUCAUUAAUUCAUGUAAGUCUUUCUGUGCUUCUCUGUAUUUAUCAUACAUAUAAUUUCUUUCUUUUUAAAAAUAUAUAUUUUUUCUUUGUGGCAGCCCUCUUUAUAGUGGCAAGAAACUGGAAAGUGAAUGGAUGUCCAACAAUGGGGGAAUGGCUGAAUAAGUUAUGGUAUAUGAACAUUAUGAAAUAUUAUUGUACUGUAAGAAAUGAUCAGGAGGAUGAUUUCAGAGAGGCUGGAGAGACUUAUAUGAAUUGAUGCUGAGUGAAAUGAGCAGGACCAGGAUAUCAUUAUAUACUUCAACAACAAAACUGUAUGAGGAUGUAUUCUGAUGGAAGUGGCUCUUCUCAAUAAUGAGAUAAUUCAGAUCAAUUCCAAUGAUCUCAUGAUGAAGAGAGCCAUCUACACCCAGAGAGAGAACUGUAGGAACCGAGUGUGGACCAUAACAUAGCAUUGUCACUCUUUUUAUUGUUUGCUCGAAUUUUAUUUUCUUUUUCUUUUUUUUCCCUUUUUGAUCUUAUUCUUCUUGUGCAACAAGAUAGUUGUAUAAAUACAUAUGCCUAUAUUGCAUUGAACAUAUAUUGCAUUACUUGCCAUCUAUGAGAGAGGGUGGGGAAGAGGAGCAAAUUGGAUCACAAGGUUUUGCAAGGGUCAAUGGUGAAAAUUUAUCCUUGCGUAUAAUUUGAGAAUAAAAAGCUUCCAUUAAAAAUUCACA